GACUCCCCCCGAAAGUCAUGAUCGCACUGGGGGACAAGGUUGUCAAGUAAGAGCGGUGAUCUCUUACUUUACUUGGGCUGAGAGCUCAAGCUUAACUACAUCGAGCUAUCGCUUCCUACCCAACGUUUUAAACAUUCUCACAGCAAUAACUCGCCAAACCAUUCUCCGAUUGCCUCUACUGCAUCCACCUUCCUUGUGGUUCGUCUUGAUUGUGCCCUCCGCCAUUCUCGCAACGCUGCUACCUAAUGGGAAUCGAUAUAUCCAACGAUGUCACCUUAGUCUAGCCUCGAUCUCUAACCAUGACUACGGAUUCUGCGCUUACGUACCAUUCGACCGAGUCUCUAAUCCUUCCGAAAAAGCGACGCUUCUUUCCCUUCAAAAUCCCAAUUUUCCAUCCACAACUUCACAAUUAUAUUAGCACCGCCGACCCUGAUAGGAUUUACGUUGUCGUCGACAGAGUCAUAUAUUCAAUUCACAUAUCAUCGCAAAAACGAGAGACCCUAGCUGUUAUCCCGUUUGAACCGAGAUGUCUUGCUGCGGGCUACGGUUGGAUCGCCGUUGGAGGUAAUGAGAACGGUGAAUGUGCUUUUAUCAAGAUCUCCGAAAGGGGAGUGCGUGUACGAGAGGACACAUCAACUUCUCAACCUUCAGAUAUUGACAGUGCCUUGCCGAUUGAUCUUGGUGCGCCUACAAGAAUCUCCCAAUCCUGGCUUUCUGGCGACCAACCGGAUUCAGUACAGGAUGCCGAUCAAAGGCAACUGCCGGAUGUCCAGCUGCAUAAAUUUGGUGGCGAGAUCGUUAACUCCGUGACCAUCCACCGGCUACCUGGCGAUGGAAAAGGCUUAGCGGAUGAAGACAUUAUCAUUCUCAGUAAUAAUGAUAGGUCGGUCACCGUUUAUUCUCUGACCCGCUCGAAGGUUCUCAAGGUCCUCAAUCACCCAGCAUGCAUGAAUUAUGCGAUCGUCUCUCCAGACUCUACCAUCCUGGCCGCGGUUGGUGAUGAAACCCGAGCGUAUUUCUAUGAUAUUACCCGGGAUUUUGAUACAACCGUCCUGACAGAAAGUGGCGAAAAGCUUACUGGCUGGAACUGGGACCCUCUCCGCUCCAUUGAGAUGGAUAUCGGCACUCGGAUCGACGAUGGUUGCUGCUUUGCUAUUGCAUUCUCUCAGUUUAGUCGACUGUGCGCCAUUGGGUCUCAAUCCGGGGUUAUUACCGUGUUUGAUGUUAAAACGCUUCGGGAUAUUACCCACGAACCAGAUGAGAAAAGCUCAAUAAUAUGUCAUUUCAAUUCUUCAAGGCUCUGUUGCAAUGGCGGUGCUGUGCGCUGUAUGGCUUUUGCGCCCGAACCUUGGGACCUUCUGGUGUGGCUUGAAGACAAGGGCCGGGCUGGAAUUGCAGAUGUUCGCCAGGGUUUUCUGCGCAGGCAGAUCAUCAAUUUGGACAACGAUGAUCCCGAGAUAGAGGAAGUUCGUACUAACCCAAUAUUGGACGAUUCGGUGGGCUUGGAACUUGAGAUUGAUGGUCGGUUCAGCCCAGGAUCUGGCGCAGAUGCAGGACAGCGAGCCGCCCUGGGAUCCAUUAACACUCCGCCAAAUGAGUUGGUUGGGGAGACGUCCGACAAUCCGCCGUUGCGUGAUGCUCUGUUACAGGAUCUCACCGACAGGGAGAGGUUGAUCGUAGAGUUUCUGAACACAGCUCGUUGGACCUCAAGGCUGGAAGAGGGUUUAACAGAGAGACGAGCCAGGGCUAAUGCUCAUCCACAUCCUGCACCACGCUUGCGAUUCCAAGGUUCCACAGAUGUGUCCAAUCGCACUUCUCGUCCCACUUCGCCCCUUCGCCAUGGAGAUUCGCUCCAGGACUCUUCGCGAGAUAGCACCUCUGCACAGCCAGGCACCAGCGAGCGCAGACACAAUGCUAGACGUCAAGCUUCUGUUAUCCUAUCCCAGGGCAACUCCGAAACACGCAAUAGAACUCCGGAGGCGGGCAGCUCAAACAUAGAAACACAGCCAAGCAUUACCCUCAGUUGGACUGCUUCGCCCUCCGAGAUACAAUCGAUCGUAUCCGACACUCGUCAGCGUGCUGCCGACUCGUCGAGUGAUCAGAGUAGUUCUAGUGGUAACGAAACGGGCGUAGGAAGUCGGAAUUAUGGGACUUUAGGGCGCCCUUCCGCCACUUUUGACUAUUCCACAGCCCCUGUAGAGUCGAUACCACGGCCGCGGGACCAUCAGCGAUCCCGUUCCGGGCACAGGCAUACUGAGAGACAGGACAACCUGGCUGGUACCCGACACGAACCUUUACGUGUAUCAAACACGGAACUAAGAACCAACGUGGCGGCAGAGCGCCUUCGACGACAAAGACAGGUCGUCAACGAAACACAUAAUCGCAACCAUCCGCGGUAUCGACAGCAGAUAUUAGGCAUCGAUAACACCCGCUCUCCUCGCUGGAUUAGGAGUAUCUUAAACGAGCUUCCAGACCGUAGUUUGGGAAUUGGACAAAGAGAUCAGGGGCCAGGGAGUGCUGCUGGAAUUGGGUGGGGUGCAGACGGCAGAACAUUGUACGUCGCGACUGUCGAUGGUAUAUUCGAAUACCAGAUUAACAUUUCGGACCGAAAAACAUUCCCCGUUGUCAAUUACCGCUAAAUCAUCACUCUGUUUCAAGGUUUUGUUUCACAGCUGAGCUGUGACUCUUUCACUUUUCUAUUUGGCGCUGCUUAAUGUUGAAAUAAUAUGGCCCGGUAACCUUUCUGAGAAAGGAUUCUGGUUCCUUCGCGUACCUUAUCAUGGCGAUAGUGGCAGAAGGUUACGAUUGACGGUGUUGGUGUUGCAGCUUGUUGUCAUUUCCUCUGUUUUCGAGUUUGGGCUUGAUGUGCAAUCUCCCGCAUCAUCAUAUCUUGGAGAUACCAUCUAUUUUCACAUUCGCUUCUCCCUUUCCUUUCCUCGCCAAGUUUGCUUCGUUAUCUGACUCGGUUAAGGAUUCACACUACUCGUCAUCUUCAGGGGCGUCCAUUCGUGCAUGGUUGAUUCAGUUGUCUCGUUGCAUUGGCUUCAGGCGUUUGGGAAAGGAGAUGGGUCGCAGUAUAUGCAAGGAUAGUUAUAGUAUUGCGUGAAAAGUUUCCCUGUAUUUCUGGAUCAGCGCUAUGUAAAAAUGGGUCAGAAUGAUUGAAAACAACAUGACCUCCGAGGCUAAAGCGGGCAGUAGACUUUUUAAUUUGGAUGUGUACGAAGAAGCAAUAACUGGAAAUAUUAUAU
This is a messenger RNA of Aspergillus caelatus, 3248 nucleotides long. RefSeq lists its product as uncharacterized. Lineage: Eukaryota; Fungi; Ascomycota; Eurotiomycetes; Eurotiales; Aspergillaceae. Gene Ontology annotation, molecular function: protein binding. The coding region runs from base 300 to 2639 and encodes 779 amino acids. The record is from RefSeq and is a predicted model, not a curated record. The transcript has 6 exons.